Molecule: messenger RNA, 3743 nt
Organism: Pelobates cultripes (western spadefoot toad)
Lineage: Eukaryota; Metazoa; Chordata; Amphibia; Anura; Pelobatidae
Source: the annotation of a GenBank genome assembly
GUGAGUGGGUCAGGAGGAAGCCGGAAGUGAUCGAGUCCGCAGUUACGGUGUCGGGAUGGAUCGGUGACAGAGGCCGAUGGAAGGGGCGGGUCCGGGGGACUCGGGAAACGGCGACACCGGGGAGAGCGGCGGGGAGAGCGGCGUGGUGUAUACCAUGGAGAACAAACCCAUCGUCACCUGUCAGUAUUAUCAUUAUCACUGUUACUGUUAUAUUACAUUAUUAUUAUAUUAUUAUUUAUUAUUAUUAUUAUUUAUUAUUAUUAUUAUUUAUUAUUAUUAUUAUUAUUAUUAUUUAUUAUUAUUAUUAUUAUUAUUAUUUAUUAUUAUUAUUAUUUAUUAUUAUUAUUAUUUAUUAUUAUUAUUAUUAUUAUUAUUUAUUAUUAUUAUUAUUUAUUAUUAUUAUUAUUCCAUGGAGAACAAGCCCAUAGUCAUCUGUGAGUUCUUGUAUCCUAUAUUUUUAUUAUAUUUUUCUACCAUUGAGAACGAACUCCCCUGUGAGUCCCUAUAUAAUGAUAUCUUGUUAUUAUACCGUGGUUAUGAUAUAACUUUCCCCCUCUUUAUUUACCAAUUUAGGCUCAUUGUAGCCUACUUAUCAUUGCUAUGUCAAACCAGACUUCCUUCCCAUUAUUGCCUGGACAUGAUAUAUAAAUGAUAUUUAGUCUAUACUUCUCAUUCACCAAGUGACACUCCACAAUUAUUUGCCAAAUUGUCAUUAUUGAGGAACCAGUGACAACCUCAGACCUUUUAGGCUCCUUGCCCUUUACUGGGCAAGUGUAAAUACCUUGCCCUCUAGUGGGAUCAAAGAGGGUGAGUAAGGGCACUACCCUCCAAAUCCUUACAUUGUGUAUAUAAUGGGUCUGUAACCAGACGGUGAGGGUUAGUAAGGGCACUACCCUCCAAAUCCUUACAUUGUGUAUAUAAUGGGUCUGUAACCAGACGGUGAGCGGUUCUGUCCUUGGCCCCCUACUGUUCUCCAUUUAUACUGCCUCCCUCAGUAAACUCAUUAGCUCCUUUGGCUUCCAAUAUCCUUUCUAUGCGGAUGACACGCAAAUCUACCUGCCCUCUUCUGAUCUCUCUCUGCCCAUCUUGACUCGUGUCUCUGGCUGCCUCUCUGCAAUUUCCAACUGGAUGGCUGCUCACUUUCUUAAACUCAACCUGUCCAAAACAGAACUUCUGGCCUCCCUCAAGUGUUAACACUCCUGUGUCUGUCUCCCUCCAAGUCUACAGCGCUACCAUCACCUCUACCUCACAGGCUCGCUGCCUGGGUGUUCUUUUUGACUCCAACCUCUCCUUCACCCCUCACGUCCAAUCAAUCACCAAAUAGCACACAUCUCCCCCUAUUUAAUGCCGUAUGCGGCUAAGGUGCUGGUCCAUGCUGUUGUUCUCUCUCUCUCACCUUAAAGGACCACUAUAGUGCCAGGAAAACAUACUCGUUUUCCUGGCACUAUAGUGCCCUGAGGGUGCCCCCACCUUCAGGGUCCCCCUCCCGCCCGGCUAUGGAAAGGGGAAAGGGGUAAAAACUUACCUUUUUCCAGCGCUGGGCGGGGAGCUCUCCUCCUCUGAUCCUCCUUCUCUCCUCCCCGUCGGCUGAAUGCGCACGCGCGGCAAGAGCUGCGCGCGCAUUCAGCCGGUCUCAUAGGAAAGCAUUUACAAUGCUUUCCUAUGGACGCUGGCGUGCUCUCACUGUGAAAAUCACAGUGAGAAGCACGCAAGCGCCUCUAGUGGCUGUCAAUGAGACAGCCACUAGAGGAUUAGGGGGAAGGCUUAACCCAUUCAUAAACAUAGUAGUUUCUCUGAAACUGCUAUGUUUAUGAAAAAAUGGGUUAACCCUAGCUGGACCUGGCACCCAGACCACUUCAUUAAGCUGAAGUGGUCUGGGUGCCUAGAGUGGUCCUUUAAUUACUGCAAUCCCCUUUUCAGUGGUCUUAAGUGUUCCAAGAUUGCACCGCUGCUAUCUAUAAUGAAUGCGGCGGCAAGGCUCAUUUUCCUGUCCGUUCGCACCUUCCACGCCUCCCCGUUCUGUUAGUCCCUACAUUGGCUUCCAGUUAGAUAUAGGGCUCAAUUUAAAAUUCUGGUGCUUAUGUCCCGUCGAGGCCCCUAAGCUCUGCUGUAUAUCCUCUGUCCGUACUCCCACCUCUAAUGCUCGCCUCCAAGAUUUCUCCAGGGAUGCACCUCCUCUGUGGAACUCCCUUCUCCGUAAGACUUUCACCCAGUCUCCACUCAUUCAAAAAAUCAUUGAAAACUCACUUCAAGAAAGCAUAUCAAUUAAACUGUUAGCAGGUUUUUAUUCACCAACCCCCAUGACUCCUCUCCUGCAACUGUCAAAAAUGACCUACUAAGCCACUUUUCUAACAACCUACUUCGUACCCCUGCUUUUACAUAGAAACAUAGAAUGUGAUGGCAGAUAAGAACCAUUCGGCCCAUCUAGUCUGCCCAAUUUGCUAAAUACUUUCAUUAGUCCCUAGCCUUAUCUUAUAGUUAGGAUAGCCUUAUGCCUAUCUCACGCAUGCUUAAACUCCUUUACUGUGUUAGCCUCUACCACUUCAGCUGGAAGGCUAUUCCAUGCAUCCACUACCCCCUCAGUAAAGUAAUACUUCCUGAUAUUUUUAAACCUUUGUCCCUCUAAUUUAAGACUAUGUCCUCUUGCUGUUGUAGUUUACCCUUUGUGUCACUAUACCCCACUCCCUCUAGAAUGUAAGCUCAUGGAGCAGGGCCCUACACCUCUCUGUUCCUGCACGUCCAGUUGUCUGGUUACAAUUGUAUGUCUGUUAGUCCACCCAUUGGACAGCACUACGGAAUCUGAUGGCGCUAUAUAAAUAAUAAUCUGAUAUUCACUGAAGUGACAGUUGCCAGGAAUGCAAAGGGAAUUUCAAAAUUUAGGCAAAAUAAAAAUCAGAUUUUUCUAAAAAUGUCUAGGGCGUUGCUGUCUGAUUGACAGAAAUGCCCAAGAGGCACUUCCUGCCUGAUAACAGAAUCUAAAUCCUUUAAAUGAGGCUGGACGUGCUCACGCUCUGCAUGAGGAUAUCCAGUGUCGGUGGAAUCCUCAUAGGAAAGCAUUGAGACUUGGAGCCUAAUGCGCUUCCUGCACUUGUCACACAUGUGAGUCAAAUUAUGUCUGAGGAAGCUGAGCACUGACUCGGUGCCGAGGGACAUCUGCGCUGGACACUGGUAAGUAACUAAAGUUUUUUUUAACCCCUAAUAUGCCAAAGAAGUGAGUCCAGAGGGCUCUUCCUUUAACAGGACAAUUUGUAAAUCCCACCAUGUUCUGUAUCGUCCCAUCAGUAAGUGAAUAAUUGGAGAUGUCUGUUUCCGAUAUACAUGACUUACUAUUGUGCUUUUAUUUUAUUUUUUUUGUUUCAGGUGCUGGAGAUCAAAACUUGUUCACUGCAGUUUAUUCCAACCUUACCCAACAGCUGCCCCGAGAACCUAUGGAGUGGAGAAGGUGAGUCUGCUACAUAACAUUCAAAAUCUUUUCGUCCUCACUCUGUCUCUCUAAACUGACACCAACCACUUCCUAUGUUCCUGUCCAUGUGAUAUCACUUUUCUCUUCUCUCUCUAUAUUCAGGGCUUAUGGCCGUGCUCCAAAGAUGAUCCACCUGGAGUCCAACUUUGUUCAGUUUAAAGAAGAACUUUUACCCAAAGAAGGAAACAAGGCCCUACUCACCUUCCCAUUCCUGCACAUUUACUGGACUGAGUGCUGUGUGAGUAGUGGAUAUGGUGCUGGUUCUUUGCUCACUAGUUAG